Molecule: messenger RNA, 1563 nt
Organism: Haemonchus placei
Lineage: Eukaryota; Metazoa; Nematoda; Chromadorea; Rhabditida; Trichostrongylidae
Source: the annotation of a GenBank genome assembly
AUGUUAUGGGAUGGGAUGCAGGCAUUUAAGUGUGAAGCUUUCUUGAUCGAAAAGGAGCUUGAUGUUUAUCGAGCACAUCCCUCAUUGGGAAUGUCGAUAGUGGAAGUUAUAGCUGAGAUUGCCAUCGAGAUGGAUAAGAAGAAAUUCAAAUCGACCGUAUUGCCUCUGCUGAAAAGUUAUCUGGACACUGCUAUCACCAGAACCUCUGUCGAGUUUCUCUAUCUCGCCUUACUUCUCAAAGAUAGGUUUCCUUCGUAUAUGUCUAAUUCUGUGAGCUUUAUUCAAAAGGAUGGCUCCUGCGACUUUACUGCAAAUGAUUUCACAUUUUUAUUAUUAAUUGUAAAGAAAUGUGACAGUACAGCAUUAGCACCGUUGCUGAAUACGCUUUUGGCUUCCUCUCGUGCUUCCGGACAAUUUAGUGAUGUUUACAGCAAUGUGGUUGAGAAGUGGUGCACUUCGGGCGAUGAAUCGAAGGUACUCGAAAGAAUUUUCAAUACAGUAAAGUUAACACUUUCAACAGGAGAUGCGACAUAUAAAGAUAUACUGGCAGUAUUUUCGCCAGCUCUACUUAAAGGAAUCGUUCAAGUAGCGCGUGGAAAACAAACCCCUCAGCAGAGAGUUCUACAUAGAAAGAUAGCCGAUUUCUGUAAAUUUACUGAGGAAGUUCUGAGCGCUGUGAAGGAUGAUUCAGAGUUAAUAGAAGUGAUCAAUGCUCUCGAUACAGCUGAGAGUUUCGAUUCGCUAACUGGUAGCAAUUUGAUUGAUCAUCUGGUUGGCCGUCUUAGCCAUGAAGGAGUGGCGAAGUGGAUACAGACAGCCAAUAAGCCAUGGUCUUUUCGACAUAUAUGUGCUGCUUUCCCGCACUGGAGUAACGAAGCAAAGGUGGAAGCUUUGACAAAUUUGCUGCAACGACCAAGAGCCCAAGAAGUUCAGUACGCUGUUGGGAACUGCAUUGACUCAAUGUUUAAGAUGAAGGUACGCGCUGGAGAAUUGGUGAAUGUAUCGAUGGGCGAAGGAGGUGAAGAUGCUCUAAAGCAAACGGCCAUUACGAUAUUCGGGAAGGACGUUUUGAAAAGUGGAUUGAAGAAGAUGAAAAGUUGUGAAUACGCGAAAAGUGCUCUACAAAUCUUUUGGAUUUGCUUGAAGCUGUGGUCAAAAAUGGCAUCGUCAGAUGAAAUGUCUGAAGGAUACGCGAGCAACGCCGAAGAGCUGUUCAUGAUAGCUCAAGGAGACGAAGACAGUCUCAAGGUUCUGCUUGAUCUAUUGCUGGGCAUACUCAGUCAACCAAUGAAGUAUCAUCGCACAGUGGUUUACUAUGUAUUCGUUCAGCUAUUGCCUCAUUUUAAGAAACAACAUACAAUGAUGAUGAACGAUGACGAGUUGGCGGAUGAUGAAGGUAGCGAAGGUGAUUCGUCCAGUGAUGAAGAUGAAGAGAUGGAGGACAAUGACGAUGCUCCUGUAGAAUCGGAAUCUGAUAGCGAUGAAGAGGAGGUCGAGCCCGAGGCGCUGAGUCGUCUAGAAAGUGCUUUGGGAAAGGCGGCUGUUAAGAGGAAGGGCGAUGCG